Messenger RNA from Oryza brachyantha (malo sina), 1327 nucleotides. RefSeq lists its product as uncharacterized. Lineage: Eukaryota; Viridiplantae; Streptophyta; Magnoliopsida; Poales; Poaceae. The transcript has 4 exons. The record is from RefSeq and is a predicted model, not a curated record. Bases 72 to 1298 code for a protein of 408 amino acids.
UUGAUUAGUGUGUGCUCGUCAUUGCCUCUUCUCAUUUGGUCGUCUUCCUCCUCCGUCCUCACUCUGCUCACAUGCAUCUCUCCUCCGUCCUCACUCUCCUCCGUCCUCACUCCGCGCGUCCCAAUCUCCAACCCCGCAUCCCAAAUCCCAACCCCACCCCGACACAGAUCCUCUCCCCUCAUCCCGAUUCCACCGUCAAAAUCCAUCCUUGCGCUGUCUUAAGAGCCGGAUUCGAGGUAAAGGCCCAAUUUGGGCGUCACAAAUCCUCGUGUUCUUGGAGGAAGGAAGGCAGACUGCGUUUUUCUCUCUUUUUUCUUCUGCCUCGAUUGGAGGGAUUGAGGGUGGGGUGUGGGAGUGGGGCGUUGAUGGUGGCAAGGAUGUGGUCAUGGCCGCCACCGGCGAGGAAGUUCCGGGUACGACUGGUGGUGCGGCGGGCGGAUGGGCUGGCGCCUCCGCCGGCGAGCUCUUCAUCGCCGGGGGCAUCACCGGAGGCGGCGGCGACGAAGGUGGCGGUGGAGGUACGGUGGAAGGGGCCCAGGGCGUCGCCGCUGGGGUCGCUGCGACGGGUGAUGCACAGCAACCGCAUGCGGCUGGUGGCGCCGGCCGCUGCCGUGGCGUGGAAGGAGUUCGAGAGGGUGGAGACGUUCACGGCGACGUCGCACCGCAAGGCCACCGCCUCCUUCUACCCAUGGGACCUCGCCUUCUCCGUCUCCAAUGAUUCAAAUAAAGGGCCAAAAGGUGAAUUGGUUAUGGGAACAGUUUCAGUAAACCUAGCAGAGUACACAUCUUCAGCUGAAGAGGUUGAGAUAAUCCUUCCGUUGUCAGUGCCAAAUGGUGCAUCUGAGUCUUCCCCUUCACUUCAUGUGGUUUUCCUGAAGAGCAUGGAACAAUCAGCCGGCCUAACCAAGGAAUAUCUGUAUUUCAGCAGUGAGUACACAUCAACUUACAUCAAGCCACACCUCCUCGGCAAAAAGACAACAAUCACAGCUAGCACGCUUGGAACAACCCCCUCAAGCAUGACAAUCACCAUGUCAACCGACGACCGCUGCAACAUCACAGCUGGGUGGACCAAGUUUGUCACACAGUCUGUGCUUUCUACUUCAGCACCAAGAAUGGCCAUGUACAUGCAACCAUUCAUAUCCUUUGAAUGCACCCUAGAUGAAGAAAAAACUCCUCUUUUGCCUCUAUGCCAGCUAACCUGUUGCUAUAACCUAGCAACCCAGUUAUAUGUAAUUACCACCAUGAACCAUGAAUCACCAGACAUUACGAACCAACUUUAUCCAUGUAUGACUGCGUAAUGCAGCCAUCUAUUUCACAUGCAUUUACU